AUGUCCGACCGUUCGUUUGUCCCGUCUCCCCGAUUUCUCCGCGAGUCUCCCUCCGAUUUUCCUCCUCACCAACUUUCCCAUCGCUUUCUUCGCUCCCUCGUUGCACGUCCUGCAACUUCCCGUCGCACGUCUCCCGCAAUUUCCGUCGCGCGUUCCCCGCUCAUCCAGUUCCCCUCUCCCGUACGUCCCUCCAGGAAGCGCAAGCCCGUGGCGCACGCGGGGAGCCGGUCGGUGGUGGCGGCGGACGGGUACUUCUGGCACAAGUACGGCCAGAAGAGCGUCAUGGACCGCGCCAUCACCAGGGCGUACUUCCGGUGUGCGCGGCACAGCAUGGGGUGCAUGGCGCGCAAGACCGUCGACGUCCCCAUUGCUACAGCCGCAGCCGCUACAUCAUCCGCCGCUACAGCCUCCGCUCCGUCCGUCUCAGCAGCUGCAGCGUCGCUUGCUACAGCCGAUGGCAGCAUCGCCAAGCCCAGUGACGCCGCCCCUUCCAGCGCAGCAGCACUGAAGCCGCAGGUGUCGUACCACGGGACACACAACCACAGCCAGCCCGGCCCCUGCUCCCUCAGCCUCCCCAGCUGUGCUGCCGCUGUUGCCUCAGCUGCUGCUGCAGAGGGAGACAUGCACGAGCCUGUGUCCGCUUCGCCCGGAGCUGAGGGGGCCGACGGUGCUGCUGCAGUGGUUCCUGUACUGCGGACGGAUCACGAGAGAAGACCCGCGGUGGCAGAAUCAGCAGACGUGGCUGCUGGCAGUGGCACGGGUGCGGCCGAUGCGGCUUCCGCUGUGGCCCUGCUUGGCCUGACCCACCGCCUGAGUCUCAACUCCACUGUCUCCCUCGACUGUGCGCUGCUCUCACCCGCCUCCGCUGCUGCCCACCCCGCGCUCGCACUCACCCUCGCCACGCCCACCACCGCUCACAAUCUCCCUGCGCCCACACCAGCCGACGCCCAGAGGCCCAGUACUGCGGAAGCAGCAGCAGCAGCGGCGGCAGCAGCGGCUGGUGAUUCCGGAAGCUGCACGGAUGAGCCGAUGACGGAGCAGUCAAAGCAGAGCCCGGCGGGCACGAGAGGAUCCAUGGAGGUGGGGUCAGUGCGCGCCGAGGGGGGCCGUCUUGCAUGCUCGCCUACACGUGCCAGGUCACACUCGGUGGAGGCGCAACCCGGGGAGAAAGGCGACGCGUCACAGAGAGGAGGCAAUGGGGUGGGGCAUCAUGGAGAAAAAAGAGCCAUGGCUGGUGCUUUGCUCCUUCAUCCUUCUGCUGCUGCUGCUACAACUGCUGCGAGUCAUCCCUCUAUAUCGGCAGCUUUUGCUGCCGCUGCCAGUGCCGCUGAUUCUGGUCCCGCCUUUGCUCUCCCAUCCGCUGGCCCGGGAAACCCCUGGGCCAUGGCGCCUCCUCCUGGCACCAGCGUCCCUGGCACCAUUCCUCCUGGCGGCACCAGCAGCACUAGUUUUCAUGGCCUGCCUCUGCCUGCACUGCCCAUGCCCAUGCAGACACACGCGGCAACUUCCACCCACCUUGCUUCGAUGGCUCACGCAUGGGGCCAUCACUCUCACCCCUCCCUCCCGUCUGCUGCUGCGAUUUCUCUGUCUCCUUUUGGCCACCACAUGCCCCCUGGGCUGGUAGGAAUGUCUUCCAUGCACCAACCAGCACCGCUCUUCAACCCCUUGCACCACAGCCAAGUGGCAGCUGUCAGUGGGAGUGCGUUCUCCUAUCCCUCCCCUCAACUCCAGGCAGCACAGCGGCCCCAUGAUGAAUCGUCGCCGCUCUCUCUCCCGCCUGCCCAGCCGCCUCUCCCGCUCGCCUCUCUCGCGGAGUUUCCCGUAGCUGGCGUGUCCCAGCCAUUGCAGCUGGUUCGGCCCGAGUCUGCCACUCCAGUGAUUCCCUUCGGUCCAUUCCAGCCUCUGCAGUGCACGAGACGCGAAGGCAUCGCUUACCGUGAGCCUGUGGCGGAAACUCCGCCUUCCGGGGGAGCGGGAGAGGCAUGCGCGGACAGGGCAGGAGCAAGGGAGAACCCGCUCGUGUCGGGAUUGCCCGCGUCACAGCUGCAGCUUGUUCUAGUUGCGGGGGAUACGACGGCCCUUCCGCCUCCGCCGGAGGAACCUUCCGCGUGGCCCUGGACGUGGCAGGAGCGCCUCCGCGCAGUCAAGCGCCAGCGGAUGGACGCGCGGGAAUGUGAAGAAGCGGCGCAAGGGGAAGCUGGGGGGACUGCCGGAGCGCAAGAUUGGGGGAAGCUAGAGGCGGAAGCGGCGGAGGAGAGGCGGCGGAAGCAGCGGCUGGGCAUUUUGAGCGGGAUGCGUCAGAUGCUGGACAGCCCUGGUUUCGCCGCUGUGCGCGGGCAGAAGAAGAUAAAAUUUGUCGUCCGUCAAGGAGGCUUUAGGCACCGCCUGCCGACAAUGCGAGGCGCGUCGAGUGCGAGCGGAAGCGGCGAGCAAUCGAGCGAGAACACAAACUUUGAGGAGCGCGCGGCGGAAGCCGCCAGGGAGGCGGAGAACGUGCGCGCGACGGCUGAUGCCGCAAAACUCGCAGCGCACGACGCGGCGCAACUAGCCGUUGGAGGCCGCGUGGGCGCGGCUGGCGGUGUAGAUGCGACCGCCGCGGCGCCGCUGCACGCGCGGGAGCUGGGCUCGAGUGUUGUGACGGUGCGCAGAGGCGGAAGCUCGUCGGGAAGAAACGGCAGAAGGAAUGGGGGCGGCGGACGGUGUGGAGAGUACGAGGUGGAGUCAACGCAGUGCGCGGGGGAAAAGGCGGAGAAUGCGGAAGAGCGGUCGGGUUUGGCGGAGCGCGGGGAGGCAGCGCAUCCGAUCUCGUCACCCUGUUUGGAUGCGGACGAGGCGGAGCGAGCGGGGGAGAAGCGGAAAGCAAUCGAGGCGCAGACGGCAGCGGACGGCGCUGCCGGCCGCGCCCACGUGCGCCGUCGCCAUGGCCUUCCCAGCCGCCUGGGAGGACCCGCUGCUCCGCCAAACACCGCUGCUCCGCCAACCACUGCUGCUCCUGUCGCUCCUCCCACCUCGGCGCGCCUUGGCAGUCCGUCGCCUGCACUCCCCAACGCACUCAAUAACGCACCCAACGCCGCUCUCGCUUUCCCUCUCCUCUCUUCAGACGCUCCCCACCGUUCCCGACCCCCUCUACCAUGCCGAACCACCCCACGGCUGGCCGAGCCUGUGCAGGCUCGGCAGACAGCACAUCCCGGUGCUUCAGGCGCGUGUGCGGGGGCGGGCGAGGAGGAAGGGCGUGCGUCUGAGUGCACGGGGGAAACACCGGGGUCCAUGCUGGAGGCACCGGAGGUGCAGCCCGAGAUGGAGGGCAGUGGUAGCGGUAGCAGUGGGGAGGGCAGUGGUGGUGAGGAGGAGGAUGAGGCAGAGAGCAGUGGGGGGAAGUGA
Molecule: messenger RNA, 3381 nt
Organism: Closterium sp. Naga37s-1
Lineage: Eukaryota; Viridiplantae; Streptophyta; Zygnematophyceae; Desmidiales; Closteriaceae
Source: the annotation of a GenBank genome assembly